This is a messenger RNA of Mycena citricolor, 2397 nucleotides long. Lineage: Eukaryota; Fungi; Basidiomycota; Agaricomycetes; Agaricales; Mycenaceae. The record is from the annotation of a GenBank genome assembly.
AUGGACAGAUUAUCUGAAACCUGGACGACGACUGGCGUUCAAGCAAUAUUCGAGAUCCAAACACGGGAAACCGUCGAGUCGAAGGACUUGAUCGUUCCGACGGCGCUGGGUGCAGGUCUUGUUCACACCCCUGUGUGCGGCCUGGGCUGGCGUUUUUCUGUGAAGAUCGACCGAUCCUCCGCGCAGACUGUUGUUGUGAGUGACUCAGGGGAAGCCAUCCAGUCCUAUCAGGUGCAGCUAUAUUUCGACCCUCAUCUCAUCGGCGCGGCGAAAUAUGGCGAACUGACGCUGGAGGUUCAAGUCGGACACUUGAUUCCUACCGUGGAGAUUGUCCCCAUCAAAUUUCGUCUUCCCACCAGCGAUCCUCGCCAUACAGCCAACCUGGGACUUCACACGUACCCAGGAAACGCCAGACCUCCCCGUGUCACUGUGACGAUCACCUUUUCACCCACUCUUGGACUGACGCUCCCAACUCCGCUGGAUCACCGCAUUGAACGUGCCCUGGGGGAGACUCUGGAGGGCGAAGAACUUGUGGACAUCAAAUUCUACGCGUUCAGUCGCAGAGACAGGUCUCAGCCGCAGAGCCGGGCACCACCACCCUCGCUUCCAAUAUUCGAACUUAUUUAUAGAACAUUCGUCUCUGGGCACGGUUUUUCCGAAUCCGUGCCUUGUGAUCUCGACAUUGACCAGCCCUCUGAAAGCACAUUCGACGAAUACAGCUACGAACUGGAUAGCGAUUUGGACUCUGAUCAAGAAAUUGAUGCGGCGCCGCCACCAAAGACUAUGAAAAUCGAAGCCGAGAAGGCUGACACAGCGGGUCGGUUCGCACGCAGAGGUCGGGUCGUUGUCGUGAAAGACACGGCUUACAAAACCCUAAAAGCGCUCCUCAUGUACCUUUACACGGGCGAGAUCCACUUCCGUUCUCUGCGGUCGAAUCCAGAGCCGGCAGAAGCGUCAAGCAGAGUGCAAGGUCCGAUCUGUUCCCCGAAAUCAAUGUACCGGCUCGCGGACAAGCUGCAGCUGGGGCUGGAUGAGCUGAAGAUGCUUUCCCAGGCACGCAUCUCUGCGAGUUUAGCGGAGUCCAACAUCCUGGAAGAGGUGUUUUCGUCAUUCACCUCCACAUACCCUGUGAUUCAAGAACUCGAAGUUGGCAUUUUGACUUCCAACUUCUCGAAGAAGGCCGCUGAGGGACUGCGUGCGAUGGUGCAGAACAUAUGUGAGGGAGAGAAACCCCAUGCGGCGGAGACUCUGUUUUUGAUCAUGCAGAGAAUGGGUGCCGGUGCGAAAUAGUCAUCACUUCGAUUACUCAAACUCGCCGUCGAAACCCGGCCAAUCAUUCGCAUAGACUACCUCAUGGCUUGAUCCAAAUUGAUGAACGGCCAGUCAGGUUGGCGCUGGGAAAGAACCAUCUACAAGAUUACCCCAGACUGGCGCAAACGAUGAGUGGCCGCUGAAGGUUUUGCGCCGAAUGCAACCAGAAAUCGCUAGAAGACACUCUUGGACGUCAGGGACGGUUUCAGCGCUCUUUUCGCCGUCAUUAUCGAGCACCAUCUCCUCGGGAGGGGGGAUUACAGCAGCUACCUCGGGGAAAUAGGCCUACCACUUUCCCUUCGUUUGGACUGAUCCAAGCGUUAUCGUGGUGCGUCCGCUUCUGACAGGCUUCUGUGACCUUCUAAGAUGUUGUCCUUUUUCCAUUCCACUGCAUUCUACGUUGGCCGUCUCAUCGAUAUCGAUGAGAUUUCGGGGGUCCAUUUUUGAAGACCCGAUCGGGACAUCCCGAAUGAUCGGAUCCAGAUCCGAUACCCGACGACUAGUGCGUAUUUAAGCUGAGGAGCGAUCGCCAGGCUCCUCUCCCUCUCCCUACCCCUCCCGCCCACCAUCAUCUCCACAUCAUCAACAUGGGUGUCACCAUCGAAGUGCUGAAGCAAGGCGACGGUGUGCGGUUCCCCCAGCGGGGCGACCACGUCACUAUCCACUACGUGGGCACGCUGCUGAACGGGGACAAAUUCGACUCCAGUCGCGAUCGGGGGAACCCAUUCGAGACUGAGAUCGGGGUGGGGAAGGUCAUCAAGGGCUGGGACGAGGGUGUUCCACAGCUGUCCAUCGGCACCAAGGCCAAAUUGACCGUCACCCCCGAUUUCGCAUACGGCUCGCGCGGCUUCCCGCCGGUCAUUCCCCCGAAUUCGACUCUCUGCUUCGAGGUGGAGUUGUUAGGGAUCAACUAAACACCGCCUGCAUUCAUUCUCGUCUUUCUCGUUUCCUGUGUAACCCCAUUGUGCUAUAAACCAUUUGCAUCGUCCCAUCGCUCUCUUGAGAGUUGUGUCUCUGGCAUUCCGCGACAUUGGCGCCACGUAUCAUGUCGUGUCUCGUGCUCGUCCUAAUCACAUUUUGGGUUCC